Molecule: messenger RNA, 763 nt
Organism: Cadophora gregata
Lineage: Eukaryota; Fungi; Ascomycota; Leotiomycetes; Helotiales; Ploettnerulaceae
Exons: 2
Coding region: 125-361 (78 amino acids)
Biological process (GO): mRNA splicing, via spliceosome
Cellular component (GO): precatalytic spliceosome; U2 snRNP
Source: RefSeq, a predicted model, not a curated record
AGACCUCAAAGCUAGCCUGAGCUUGCGGAAUUAAGUUAUUCCUGUCCCGACAGUGGGACAACUUUGACAUCCAUUUCUAGCCUUUUCUCUUCAGCCUCACGCAUUCAAUCAACAACAUAUCAAGAUGGCCGACAAACUCCGCGCGCAGCAACAGCUCGAGGCGCUGCAAGCCCGCUACGUCGGAACAGGGCAUGCCGAUACGACUAAGUUCGAGUGGACUUCCAACAUCCAGCGUGACAGCUAUGCGAGUUAUGUUGGACAUCCACCGCUGCUGAGCUAUAUGGCUAUUGGUAUGGGAGAGUGUAGGGAGAAGGUUCGCGCGCAAAUGAUUGAGGUGAGUGGUUUUGGUUUACAUGAAUAGGCUUCAUGGGCCGUGGAGCAGGCGUUGUUUGGGGCAGUGAACGGGAGCUGACGAUUGCGGUAUAGAAAAUGAUACAGCCUGUUGGAAAACCACCCGAGCUGCAGGAUUGAGCUGGUUGAGAAGGGCUGGGAGAAGGAUGCUUCAGUUGGAAUGGAAAGUGAUGCAAAUGGGAGGGGAAUAGAAGGGCCCGCGACGAUUGCAUUGAAGCCCUUGAAACCAUAUGGCGCAAGAUGUCUGAUGUGGCGAAGCCAUAGACUCUCCUUGUUUGUCAAGGAUUGCAACAACGGUCAUGGAAUGGAAAUUGGCGCUGGGAGUUCUAGACAUGCGUAACAAUAAUCGAACUCUGCCUCAUUCACCUACAGCUGUGAAGCAGGCCAAAUUUGACGGAUCGUGCAAUGUCCA